UCCGGCAAAAGUUCCGGCGUGUUGUUGAUACAAUGUUUUGUAAUCGUUACUUUAGUGAUAUGUCAUGUUUUAUGAAUUUUCUUCGUGUUUAAUUAAAAGUCUGUUUACGAGAUUUCAGCUCCAGAACAACUGGAAUUAUUCAAACGUUGACGUUUCAAACACCUGGAGACAUGAUGUGGGAUGUGUAGUAAGUAAAUAUCCGACUGGGCCUGCACUGUGAGGGAGGAUCUGUGGUUAGCGAGAGAACUUCCGGUUUACUUCUCUGCCUUCACUUCACUGGGUCAAUUGUUCAGGAGGUAAAUCACCAUGGUAACUCAUGCUGCACCUUAAUUAGCAGUAUAAAAUAUGUCCCACGAUUAGAGACGAACACAUGCUCUGUGUGUCCUGCACCAGAUGGAUUAAAAGCAGAGGUUAAAUUUCCCUCCUUGCAUGAGUGUGCUUGUGCAUGUCUGUGCAUGUGUUUGGGACAAAUAAAUAAAUGUAUCUUAAUCUUAAUCUUAAUCUUAAUAUCAGACUGACCUCAUCAGACAUAAACGACUACUCCUCUGUCAUCAUGUUCACAUCAGCAUAUGGUAGGGAUAUAGUGUACUGUAGGUUAAUGUGAAUGUAACUGUGAAGUAAAAUAAACCAUUUGUUCAAUGUAAAUGUAAAUUGAUAUUUUCUCUAAUGUGGCAGUCCAAGCUGCUCUCCUCCACUUUAUUGAUUUACUGUGGCCUCUCUUAACCUUCUCCUUCAUUAACAUUUAAUCUUCUUGUUUAUUUGUUCAUUGUGAGUUAAAGCCCCAAACACCGACACUGCUGUUUUUAAUAUCUGUAACUGAUAUCGUCAGAUCCCUUUCCUACUAUGAGAAUAUCUGUCCCCGCUCUCAUAAAGGUCAUGUGUGGAUUCAUGUGAUUUAUAACCUUGCUCCUUGUUGUCAAACUUUGUUUCCACUUGUAUGCAUAUAAACCCACCGCCCUUUUUUAAUGAAGUGAUAUGUCUGAGGUCAUUUCUCUCACAUGUUUUCCACACGCUCCCCACGCAGCAGCAGGAUGACUCUCUGGGCUCUGAGGCAACAACUUCUGAGAGGCAGCAGUAGCUGUGGAGCCUGGGGCAGGUUACUGCAGAGGCAGAGCAGUGGCUGCGUUUACUCCAACAUCCACGGCUACGACCAGCUGGAGGUCAGGGAGAAGCUCCAGGCUUUUCCUGGCGGCUCCAUCGAUCUGCUGCAGCAGGACUCUGGUGUAGCCGUGCUGACCAUCCACCACCCGACCCGCAUGAACGCCCUGUCUGGCAGUAUGAUGGUGGAGUUGGAGGAACAUGUGAGCCAGCUGGAGAACUGGACAGAAGGGAAAGGCCUCAUUGUCCAGGGUGCUGCUGGAACCUUCUGCUCUGGAUCGGACCUCAGUGCCGUCAGGGCCAUAUCUAACCCACAGGAUGGGAUGAAGAUGUGUAUGUUCAUGCAGAAUGCUCUUACAAGGCUGCUCAGGCUGCCUCUGAUAUCUGUUGCUCUGGUGGAGGGGAGAGCGCUGGGAGGAGGCGCAGAGUUCACCACUGCCUGUGAUUUCAGAUUAAUGGCAUCUGGAAGCGUCAUCCAGUUUGUCCAUAAACACAUGGGACUGGUCCCGGGCUGGGGCGGCGCCACACGACUGGUCCACAUCGUUGGAAGCCAGCAUGCACUAAAGCUGCUUGGUGGCGCCCUGAAAGUGGACCCAGAACUUGGACUGCAGAUCGGACUGGCAGAUGGAGUCCUGGAGGACCCCCGGGCCGAGGAGGGGGCAGGGACUCCCCUCCAGCAGGCCGAGAAGUGGCUCAGUAGUUAUAUAAAUGGACCUGCUGCUGUGAUUCAGGCUGUGAAGAAAGUGGUGUUGUCGGGCAGAGAGCUCCCUCUGUCCGAGGCUCUUAGGGCUGAGAAGGACGUAUUUGGGACAGUGUGGGGGGGCCCGGCAAACCUGCAGGCGCUGGCCAGCAAAUCCAAACACAAAUGAAUUGGGCAAAGUGUUUCCUCUGUAUAUUUACAGAAUAUCAGAAGAGCAGAUCAAACAGAGACAUUUUGAAAGAACUGGACUUGCAUCUCUGGAGAGACACUGAAUUGACAUGACUGAUCUGAGUGUGCUAUGUGAAGGUAGAAACAGAUAAUAAUGGUUUGUCUUCGUUGGCCAGUGGAAAAAGGAAAAUAAACUAUUUAAAAUUAAAUAACAUUCAUACUGCCUCUGUUGUCGAUGGGACUGCUUAUUAUGACAAAUGACAAGUGCAGGAGCUGAGACAUGAGUGCAUUUGAUCAGUGACGCUUCCUGGGCUCCUCAGAAGGUCACAUUUCCUGGGUCGUGAAGUCGUUGUUUGGACUUCAGUGUGUUCAUGUGUUAUAAAUGUGGAAAAAUAAUGGACGCUGUAAACUAAAUGUGUUUUAUGUACGUAUGUAGAGCAUUUAAACAACACCCUGACACCUCUUUCCACACAAACACAAUAUAAAGAGCAAAGAAAAAUGAUCAGAUGUGGCAGGUAUAUAUAUCAUUUAUAUAUGCAUGUUAAUCAUACAAAUAUCAGUGUUGGAUAAAAAAUCUGGUGUUCGGUGCUUGUGAGUGAUGGAAGAACAGUUUGCAAAUGAUAAAAGUAACACAUUAGCAGACUUUACUAAUUAUCGUUCCAACUAAAGAUGGGAUUUAUGUGAAAGUUGUCGGUCAGAAACUGAUUUUUCUGAUAAUUCUGACACCACGUGAACGCACAAUUAAAAUGUUCCUUUUUUUUAUCAAAGUAAGUUAAGAUUACUAUAUUGUCCCAGUGAAAAUGUUGACUCGGACGUCAGUAUCAAAAUUACUAAUACAUUCGUCCCUCACACAUCUACACGGAUCAACGAUAC
Molecule: messenger RNA, 2839 nt
Organism: Limanda limanda (common dab)
Lineage: Eukaryota; Metazoa; Chordata; Actinopteri; Pleuronectiformes; Pleuronectidae
Gene: echdc1
Product: enoyl CoA hydratase domain containing 1
Exons: 6
Coding region: 999-1967 (322 amino acids)
Biological process (GO): fatty acid beta-oxidation
Cellular component (GO): cytosol
Molecular function (GO): enoyl-CoA hydratase activity
Source: RefSeq, a predicted model, not a curated record